Molecule: messenger RNA, 2447 nt
Organism: Aedes albopictus (Asian tiger mosquito)
Lineage: Eukaryota; Metazoa; Arthropoda; Insecta; Diptera; Culicidae
Gene: SrpRalpha
Product: signal recognition particle receptor subunit alpha homolog
Exons: 4
Coding region: 203-2071 (622 amino acids)
Biological process (GO): intracellular protein transport; SRP-dependent cotranslational protein targeting to membrane
Cellular component (GO): endoplasmic reticulum membrane; signal recognition particle receptor complex
Molecular function (GO): signal recognition particle binding; GTPase activity; ATP hydrolysis activity
Source: RefSeq, a predicted model, not a curated record
UUCGUUGUGCUGCGUUGUCAGCCGUACGCAGGAAAAACAUCGGAACGAUCGCAGUUUUUAGAUCCAUUUUCUCGUUGUUUCAGUGCAAAACUUUCAACAUUAAACUAAACGUGCGUAUUAAUCACAAACGUACGAGCAGGGGGUAAAGUCCAUCUUGUGUGUUAGCGUAGGAAACCGAGAAACUAGUUUUUAGUGGUCCAAAAUGUUGGAUUUGUUCACCAUUUUCACCAAGGGCGGAAUCGUCCUGUGGUACUUCCGAGGAACCGAUCAAAUAUUCGCCCCCUCGGUAAAUGCGCUCAUCCGAAGCGUAAUUCUACAGGAACGAUCGGGAGUGUAUGAUCAUGAUGGGCUCUCGCUCCAGUAUAAGCUGGACAAUGAAUUUGAGUUGGUGUUUGUCGUAGCAUUCCAGAAAAUCCUUCAGCUGUCGUAUAUCGACAAAUUUUUAAGCGACGUCCACUUGGAGUUCCGGGACAAGUACAAGAACGAUCUUCGAGUGGAGAAUCGAAACUAUUCAAAUUUUGACUUUCAAAAUGAUUUCACGCGCAUUCUGGAACAGGCGGAAAAGUGGGGACGCAUGCAGGCAACUCUUCCAAAGCAAAUGCGUAGCUACGAGGAUUCCCACAAGUCGAAGAAAACCGUGGCUUCGAUGAUUGAGAGAAAGGGCGAAGAGAAACCAGUUAGCAAAAAAUCCGUAAAGAUUGUAGAAUCUAAAAAGGCUGUGGAAGAACCGAUUGCUCCUCCGACUGUCUCGAAUGGAGCAAACGAUGAUGUUAUUCUCGAGAAUCGUAAGAAGAUGAUGGAGAAGCUGAACAAAAAGAAGGGGGACAAACCGAAGUCUCCCAAGUCACCCCAGCAGAAGUCCGGCAAGCAAAUGCGAGUUUGGGAUUUGGCAGGCAACACUAGAGAUUUGCCUAACUUGGAUCGGUCCAAGGACAAACCGGAAGAUAUAAAGAGCGAUUUCACGCCUACCGAUGCCAUUAUUGGCACCAUGAAGGGUGGCAUCCAGGACAUGGAGGUUGAAAGUGACAGCGAAUACUCCGAGGAAGAAGAUGAGGAGGAAAUUCAAACUUACGCCAAUCGCUCCAAUGUUGCUCCGGCCAAAAAAUCCGGAGGAGUUUUCUCUUUGUUCAAGGGACUGGUGGGAUCGAAGAAUCUUACCCGCGAGGACAUGCAACCAGCGCUGGACAAACUUCGAGACCAUUUGAUAUCUAAGAACGUUGCUUCCGAUAUUUCCCACAAAUUGUGCGAAUCGGUCGCAGUCAAAUUGGAAGGGAAGGUCCUGGGAACAUUCGACACCAUUGCGGCUACGGUCAAGAACACAUUGACCGAAGCACUGGUUCAAAUAUUGUCCCCGAAGCGCCGUGUCGACAUACUUCGCGAUUGUUUGGAGGCAAAGAAAAACAAGCGUCCGUACGUGAUGAGUUUCUGCGGGGUGAACGGCGUCGGAAAGUCCACCAAUUUGGCCAAGAUUUGCUUCUGGUUGAUCGAGAACAAUCUGAACGUGCUGAUUGCGGCUUGCGAUACGUUCCGCGCUGGAGCUGUUGAGCAGCUGCGGACCCAUAUGAGGCAUUUGAAUGCCCUACACCCACCGGAGAAGCAUGCCGGACGGAGCAUGGUUCAGCUGUACGAGAAGGGCUACGGAAAGGAUGCCGCCGGCAUUGCGAUGGAAGCCAUUCGGCAUGCCAAGGAUUCGGCGGUUGAUGUGGUGCUGAUCGAUACCGCUGGUCGGAUGCAGGACAACGAACCACUUAUGAGGGCGUUGGCGAAAUUGAUUAAGGUAAACGAACCUGACCUAGUGCUGUUCGUUGGAGAAGCUCUGGUCGGAAAUGAAGCCGUUGACCAGCUGGUAAAGUUCAACCAGGCCUUGGCAGACUACUCCUCAAACGAAAAUCCCCACAUCAUCGAUGGCAUCGUUUUGACUAAGUUUGAUACCAUCGAUGACAAGGUGGGUGCUGCCAUAUCGAUGACCUAUAUUACGGGACAACCGAUUGUAUUCGUCGGAACCGGACAGACAUAUACCGAUCUGAAGAAGCUGAACGCCAAGGCCGUCGUCCAUGCGUUGAUGAAGUAAAUUCCAAUCGAAGAAAACUCCAAUAUGUGUGUCAUCUUGUUUCGAUCAUCUCACAUGUUAUUGAUAUCCCAGUUUCAAGUUUCGUACAAUUUGUUGAACCAGUUUACCUAACUAUUUUAUUCCGGGUAGCUAGCUAACGCAAAACAGUAGACGAAUUCCAGCAGGCAUAGACAAUUGCAAAUUUAUCUCGGCUUAUUGUUUUACUUCACGAAAUUGUGUACCUACCUAAUAUAGUUUUUUUUUCUUUCAUUUUGGGAUGUGUAUUAUCAUUGUUCUGUACUAUUGCUAUUUUGUUGUGUUUUAUCGAUGAAAAAUAUUAUUCCGAUUAUCGUAGCCCAUUAGGGCCAAGAAUAUAUUGACAAGAUCAAAAACCCUA